AUGAUACGCUCAUACUACUUUCAACAGCAGCUGGCAGAUGUCAUCAAGGAGGAACUCAAGCACAACUUCUGCUGGGUCAGUGUGGAGCACGAGCCUCGAUAUGCAUACAUGAUGGGCAAAGGCAAAGGGUGGGGCAAGGAUGGCAGCGAUGGCGAGGACAAAGAUUCCCCAGCUAUAAUUGAGAAGGUGGUGAGCAUCAUCACUGUUCGAAAUUCUCGGGACGCCUUGGGCGAGAAAGGUGCUCGGAUCAGACUCCUGCAACACAAGGUGAACAGCUAUUUUGGCUUCAGCGACAGCUUCCUGGAGCUGUUUAUAGAACGCAAAGAGAGAGAGUAUGACUCAGAUGAUUCUGAUGGCCAGCUGUUCAGAAAAGGCAAAGGCAGAGGAAAGGGAAAAAGAAAAGGAAAGGGAUACAACGAAGAGGAGGUGGAAGAGGAGGCUGAGGAACCCAGCAUACCCAAGAAGGCCAAACCUCCAAAGCCGAAGAUGCCAAUUCGGCGCUACGAAGUACCCCAGGACUUUGGCCCGGAGCAAUGGAUGGAGUGUGCCAAGAGAUGUGCUCAGCUUAGCAACCUCCUGAAGGAGAAAAAAACAUUUGGGCCAGUUCAGAUGCUCCUGGGAGACCCGCUGCGCUACGGUCUACGUCUCUGGCGUGAAUACAAUUUGAGGGCUGCUCCACGUCGAGACCCAGUCGUGCCAGAUCCAAAACCAUGGGCUCCAGUGGAUACAUCGGAAUUCGCCGACUGGGGUGUCCCUGUCCCUGAUGAUUGGGGGGCUCCAUUUGCUGCGGAUUGGGGGGAUCUUCCUACAGACCCUCCUGCAGCAUCGAUCUCCCUGACUGAAGAGGAAAAGUUGGCCGCACGAGCAAAACGCUUUGGAGCAUCUACUGCUGAGAAGGUCACCAGCUCUCUUCUGCUGAAAGACUUCGGAAGUGAUGAAGAUGUCCACCUGAACAACCUGGAUUUGAGUAGCGCUUCCUGCGCCGAUGUCAUUGAAAAACUGAAGGAAGUCCGUUGCUUUCCUUCCAACGUCGAGCCUGUCUUAGUGCUGCUGCCCAGUGGAAAGGAAUUAGAGCCUGAUUUUCAGAUGUCGAAGAUCCCAGCCGGUGAAUCGUUGAAGUUCAUGGCACUCACACGAAAGAACUGGUGA
Molecule: messenger RNA, 1149 nt
Organism: Cladocopium goreaui
Lineage: Eukaryota; Dinophyceae; Suessiales; Symbiodiniaceae
Source: the annotation of a GenBank genome assembly